GUAGUGUAAGUACAAAAGGCCUGGCGCAAUGGGUUGCAACACAAGUCAGGAGUUGCCGACCUACAACUCCCAGAUAGAUAGCAACAACGUUGAUCAACGAGACGAGCUUGCGGAAAUAUUAGACGGGGAUGUCGAACAAGUCGAAGCAGCAGCUACAAAGAUCCAAGCAGUGUUCCGCGGUCAUCAGGUGCGAACAAAAAUGAAGCAAGAAGACGUUAACGGAAGUCAACCGCAGCAAAACUCGGGUGCGGACGGUGAGCGGGAACCGACCAAGCAGGAACUGGAGGCCGAGUUUGAUCCCAACGACGAAGAGCUCACCCACGCAGCCACCCGGAUUCAAGCGUGUUUCAGAGGGCACAUGUCUCGGAAAGAUGGCACUGGUAAGAAGGAUGAGGGAGACGACAAGAAAGAAGAAGUCGAUAUUGACGAGCUAACUAAAAAGGUGGCUGAGGAACUGGAUAUCGAUAUGGACGAUCCAGAGUUGCACAAAGCAGCCAGCAAAAUCCAAGCAUCGUUCCGUGGUCAUAAAGUUCGCAAGGAUGUACCAGUCAAGACGGACGGCAAAUAGAUCGUCAAACUAUAAAAAUAACCUUUAACUAAAAUAUUUUUGGAAUAAUGAAAACACUACAUACACAAUUUGACAUAAUUAAAAAAAGACAUUAAACAGCCCACCAUUGGGGACGAAAUAAGAAAACGUCUAAAAUAGUGUUGAAACAGUACUGUUGUUAUGAUUUUAUAACUUUUAUCAGAAAAAUAUCGUACGAGGGUAGCACUGAGAUACAGAUAGUUGAGUAAUUACAAAAAACGUCUUUAUUCUUUGCGAAUGAAUAGUGCACCACUUUCCCACAAAUAUCACAGAAAAUUGAACAAAAAACGCCAAGAUACACACAUCACGUAUCUUUUGGCAUAACAUGAAAUAAUUGAAUUGAUUAGCUGGUACACUUGAAUCUGUAUUAGUCAUUAAUUUCAUAGCGAAAGAUAUGAAUAGAAAAAAAACUACACGUCAUAGGAAUGCGAAAAACUUAAUCCACGAAACAAAAUUUCACGUUCUAAGCAGUAAUUGGUAAUAUCAACAGAAAUGUGGUGAAACAACUAAAGUAAAGGCUAGAAGUAAUAUAUGCAUGAAUAAAAUGAGCUUUAAAUCCCGAUAAAAAUAAAA
Messenger RNA from Topomyia yanbarensis, 1159 nucleotides. RefSeq names its product neuromodulin (gene igl). Gene Ontology annotation, molecular function: calmodulin binding. The record is from RefSeq and is a predicted model, not a curated record. The transcript has 4 exons. Bases 29 to 568 code for a protein of 179 amino acids. Lineage: Eukaryota; Metazoa; Arthropoda; Insecta; Diptera; Culicidae.